Messenger RNA from Phoenix dactylifera (date palm), 4399 nucleotides. The record is from RefSeq and is a predicted model, not a curated record. NCBI's taxonomy places the organism in Eukaryota, Viridiplantae, Streptophyta, Magnoliopsida, Arecales, Arecaceae.
CAAAAUGUAAUAGAAAAAACAAAUAUAGAAGUCUAGGUCAAAAUAAUAAAAUCAAGGGUCUAAUUUCAAGAAAUUUGGAGGUGUUGGUGCAAAUAGUUAACAUGCAAACAACUGUUUUUUUUCUUUUUAAGUAACGAUCAUGCCAUCCGAACUCAAGUUCGGUAGUACUGUGUAUUCCGAUUUUAGAACCGCAAAUCGGAUGCUGCUUGGACAUUACGGAACGCACGGCUUAGCUCCCUGCAAGGAAACUUCCGAUAUCCAAGCUUCCGGGGUGAGCCUUUAAUUUAUUCCAAGGUGGACCGGACAAUCUAAAUUGCAAACAGUUCAUAUGAUGGACACGUAUCCGAUUUAGAUGACGCAUGCUGCUUAUGACUUUGCGUUUUUGCCGCUGAGGUGUCGCUCUCUAAAUCCCGUCGGACAGAAGUUCGUCCAUAUUUCCCUUUUUAACCAGCUGGACCCCCACGAGACAUCCCCCGUCACGUGGUUUUCGUUCUCCGGCACGUGCGGAACGUGUCGCCGCACCGCGCUCUCUUCUACUUCUCCCAGCGGCAGCCUCUUUUUCCGGCGCCUGAAGACGGCGAGCGAGAAGCGGAGCCGAGCGAGUGAUGCUCACCGAGCGGCGUCUCUGAUCUCCAGAUCCCGUCAAGGCGCCGGCACCGAUGGAAUCCCGCGCUCUUCUCGCCGCCGCCAACGGCCGUUCGCCGGCCGUUCCAACUCGGGCGAAACUGGGGCCUGCCGCUCCGAUCCUUUGUACGGGCUUUUCAUGUCGGAGGCGAGGGAGAGGAGUUCCUCUGCGCGCCCGCGGCUCGGCUUCGCGAGGCCAAUGCGCUCCCCUGGCGGCCAAAGGCGCGGAUACAAAUGGCGAGGAUUUGAUGGUAUUAAAUGGCGAAGAGGAGGGGAAGAAGAAGAACAAGGGGUGGAUUCAUUUCGUUGGUAUCGGAGGCUCCGGUUUAUCGGCACUUGCUUUGCUGGCUCUCAAACAGGGCUUUGAAGUUAGUGGCUCGGAUAUCAUGUGGGGUAGAUUUAUGGAUGGAUUGCAUAAAGCUGGGGCAAGGUUAUUUAUAGGGCACUCAGCAUCGAAUAUGGAAAGGAGUGCUGGAUCUGGUCUACCUAAUGUGGUUGUUGUUUCUAGUGCUAUUCCUGCAGAUAAUAAGGAGAUUGUACAUGCAAAGUUAAUGGGAAUUCCAAUAUACAAGAGAGAUGAUUGGCUGAGGAAAAUCACAGAGAAGCACAAGGUUAUUGCUAUUAGUGGAACCCAUGGAAAGAGUACAACAGCAGCAAUGCUUUCAUAUGUUCUGGGUGCCAUGGGGGACGAUCUUAUUGCAGUAGUUGGAGCAAAUGUGCCUCAAUUUUCAGGAGGAAAUAUUAUUUCAGGAAGUGGUCCAAACUUUGUCUUGGAGGCUGAUGAAUAUGAUAGUUGUUUUCUUGGAUUAUCACCUUAUAUUGCUGUUGUAACAAAUGUGGAAUGGGACCAUGUUGAUAUCUUUGAGGAUGAGGAGGCUGUUCAGAAUAUAUUCAGAAGGUUUGUUCGUCAAAUUAAGACUGGUGGCCACCUCAUACUAUGUGGUGACAGUGCAGGUGCAUAUGCAUUGUUGAGCGAGUCUAGGCAGGCGACUGUUUCCUGCAAUGUGAUUUCAACUUCUACAAUAUUGAAUCAUGGCUACAGUAUAACAACUUAUGGACUUUCAAGCAAAAAUGACUGGCAUGCAUCCUCAAUUACUCCAAAUUCACAAGGUGGUCAAGAUUAUGUCUUGUAUUACAAGGCAUGCCGGAUUGCCAACAUCAGUUUGAUUUUGCCAGGAGUUCAUAAUGUUCUUAAUUCUUUGGCGGUCUUUGCUACAGUGGCAACAUUGGUGAAUGACAGACAUUGUGUCCAUGAAACGAUCAAUUCUGUGGGGAACCACUUGAGUAAAUUUGAAGGAGUAUCUCGACGAUUUGAGUUGAUUGGUAAGGUAAAUGGAUGCCAGAUAUAUGAUGAUUAUGCUCAUCAUCCAACAGCAGUUCAUGCUGUCCUCGAAGCUGCACGACAGAAAUUUCCAUUGGAACCAUUAUGGGUGGUUUUUCAACCACACACAUUCAGCCGUCUAGCUGCAUUGAUGAAAGAUUUUGCUACUGCAUUCAGUGCUGCAGAUUAUGUGAUAGUAACUGAGACUUAUGCUGCCAGAGAAAUAAAUAACUGGAAUUCUAGUGGAAGCCACCUGGUAACUUUAAUCAGGGGUCCAUCAACUGAAUAUAUUCCUCAACUGGAGGAUGUGAUUGAUAAGUUGGUGCGCAAGAUACCAUCAAAUACGUAUCAAGACACAAUUAUCUUAACACUAGGUGCAGGUGACAUAGCAACUCUAGGACCAGAACUUCUCAGAAGACUGCAAAAAGAUCAUGAAAUUUCUAACAGUGGAGGCCUAGUGGAAAGCUACUGCUGACCUGGGCUCAGCUUGGGAUAAUCUGGCAAGAUACACAUCUCAGCCACAACUGGAGUCCAAUUUUUGAGCUGCAGGAGUCAUCUGCCUUUCAGGAUUGUUUCCCACCCUUCAAAGAUCUGGGCAAGCAAAAGUACUUUAAUUCAAUUGUUUGAACACAAGUGCGAGUUGGUCCUGCGAAGGAUCCCCAUCUAUCCUAACACAUCUGAUAUCAAUCAGGCUCCAGGCUGGCCAAAAUUAUGACUAAAAAGUGUAUUCUAACAGUAUUGUUUACGCAGCAAAUCUAUUUGUUUUAAACUCUCGUAUCAUACUUGAUUUUAUACACAUGCAUGUGCGCAUUCAUGCACCCACACAGAGAGAGAGAGCUAGAAGCACAACCGGACUAACAAUCUGACUUCAGACCAUAAGCAUCAGUUGUGCUGUGAAAGGACAAAAUAUAGUGAUAUUAGAGAUGCACUAGGGCGCAAGAAGCAUGUUGAUUAUUUACACUGGCUAGCAUAUUUCUUUUCCUUUAUCACCUCUUGACCACACAGCUCCCUCCCCCCCUCUCCUGUAUUUGCUUUAUAUUUAUUCCUUCAUUUUCUUAACAAGCAGGUGAAGAUUUUUCAUCCCCUACCUUUCUCAAAACAAAAAAAAAAGAAAAAGAACAAAGGGAAAAAAAACAUGCAUGGUUGGCAUGCUGCUGGACAUGCCCUGAGCUGUGAGAAGAGUUUCUUAUUAUCUUUAUUUUCUAGGAGAAGUGAAAUUACACCAAGAAAAAGAGAGAAAAAAAAUCAGCAGCAGAUUCUAUGAACAAGCCAAUUAUUCAUUCUUUUUGGUGGUUGCUCAAGAGGUGUUAUGUUCGCUGCAUCGAGCUAAAGGCAAUUCUUGCAUGAUGGCCAUAAAGCUAGCCAUGGAAUGAACAUUAGGUGGACUGGAAUUACUUGGAGGCUGUUUUGCAUCACUUCCUAUUCAGUUGAUCAGUUGGAUCAAAGGGUGCAUUUGCAGCCCCUCCUUUACAGUCUUAAUUAUUGGUAUGCCAACGGAGUCCUCUUACUCAUCUAUGGAUCUCAGGCAAGGUUGUGCUCUUCUACCUAAUUAUUUAUAUUACGCUCUGAGAUGCUUACAGGUGCAAUCAAAGAUUAUCUUGCUGACCAGAGCAAGGGUUAUUGAAGGGCGAUUCAAAGGUAUUGUGAACAAUCUCGUCCAUGGUUUAGCUUGUCAAUUCUUAUCUGGCUUUGGCCUAUCAAUUCUUAUCAAUUCUUGGCAUCACAAGAGCUGAUAAUUUGGGGAGAUAUUUGGGUGUGCUGCUUCAAUCUGUUCAGCUUACAUUAAGCAAGCUUCAGCCUGUCAAGGAUCACAUUCUGCGUCGGCUUGAUGCAUGGAAAUGGAAGUUCCAUUCAUUUGCUGGUUGCUUUCACUUAUAAAAGCUGUUCUUAUUUUGUGCUUCACCAAUCCACCAUCUCCAACGCAGUUGUACCUGCAAGUUUCUUCUAUUGGUUAAAUAAUUUAAUUCGAAGUUUUCUGUGUGGACAGGCAGUGGGUGCAAGGAAGGUACGUGCAGUUGCUUGGGACGCUGUUUGCAGACCAAAGGCUCAAGGAAGGCUUGCUUACUAAAGUUGCAGGCAAAGUGGGGAUGCAACCCGAUACAUUCCAAUCCAGAAUUCUGAGAUCAUGGUACAUUUUCUCUGGGAGCUGGGCUACCUAUGAGCCCUCAUCUACUUCUUCAGCACUUUGGAAGCUACAGCAGCAGCUGGUUGUCGUUUGCUCAGCAAUUUAUUUGGUCUAUUGGAAGCUCAGUAAGAUCAGCACUUUUAAUGAACCUUUGAUUUGUUGCCUUGCCACUAUACUGCCAAUAUCGAAUGCCUGGCUCAAUACCCAACCCUUGGUUGCUUCAUUUGGGAUGAUCGGAGUUCCAAUAUCUGGGGCUGAUUAUAAUGACUAUCUUUGUUGGUCUCACAAUUAUGAAUCUAAGAAUUCAAAUUCCUGUGUCCUUUGUUUCA